Oryza sativa Japonica Group (Japanese rice) is the source of this 2078-nucleotide messenger RNA. RefSeq names its product protein LATERAL ROOT PRIMORDIUM 1. The record is from RefSeq and is a predicted model, not a curated record. Gene Ontology annotation, molecular function: DNA-binding transcription factor activity; DNA binding. NCBI's taxonomy places the organism in Eukaryota, Viridiplantae, Streptophyta, Magnoliopsida, Poales, Poaceae. Gene Ontology annotation, biological process: positive regulation of DNA-templated transcription. Gene Ontology annotation, cellular component: nucleus.
CGAGACGAUCUCCCAGAGGAAUUUCAGAGUCGUGGCCCUCCACCCCAAGCCACCCACUUAAAUUCCUCAUCUCCUCCUCCCUCGUCUCCUCUUUCAUUGCCUCCUCUCUUCUCUCCUCUCCUCUCCUCUAUUGGAGCGAGAGUGAGAGUGACCCUUCUUCCAUGUACUACUACUACACUAGCUAGCUUCCUCCUCCCCUACUACACUGCACACAAAUCCCUCUCAAAUGUGCAGCAGCAGCAGCAGCCAAGUGACAAAAAGAAAAGGAAAAAGGAGAAGAGUUCCCCACCUUCACUUGAUUGCUGGUGGUAGUAGUAGUAGUAGUACUAUAGGCUCUUCUUGGAGAUAGCGGACGAGCUGGAGUCGUAGCAGCCGCAGCUAGCUGCAGCGAGCAGCUAUCGUAGACGGAGAUAGAGACAGGCCAGUCUAGUGCACUUACGGGAGAUCGAGGAGACUUCUCAGCCUUUACUUGAGGAGGCCUCAGCUGCCUGCGAAAUCCGCGGAUAUAAGUGUGGCUUCGGGACGGCGCUUCCCAUCCGACACCGGCGCCUUCGCGGACUGGGUCGCCUCCUCCGCGGCGGCGGCGGCCGCCGGCCGAGGCGACGACCUCUCCCUCGGCUUCAAUGCCACCGCCGCGGCCGCGGCCCCCUCCGGCGCCUCGCUGGCCGCCGGCCUAUGGGGCCCGGCCUCCUCCUCGCGCCAGGCCGCGCUGAACUACGGCAUGGCCGACGUCGGGAUGGUCGUCGUCACCCCCGCCGCCUCCUUCCACCACACACAUCACCACCACCACCACCACGAGGCCGCCGCCGCUGCCGCCGCCGCGGCGGCGGCGGCCGCCGAUCCUAUCUUCCCGCUGCUCUCCGCCGGCCCCUGCGUGCUUGAUCCGGAUAAGUCGGCGGCGUCGGGCAGCGCGAUCCAAUUUUGGCAGCCGCCGCCGCAGCUGCCGUCAUCGGCGGCGGGUGGUAACCCUAACCCUAGCUCCAGCGCCUUCCCCUACCUCAAGAAGCCCCUCCCGAUGCUCGACACCGGCGGCGGAUCGUCCGGCUCCGGCGGCGCGGCGACGUGCCAGGACUGCGGCAACCAAGCGAAGAAGGACUGCGGCCACCAGCGCUGCCGCACGUGCUGCAAGAGCCGCGGCUUCGAUUGCUCCACCCACGUCAAGAGCACCUGGGUGCCCGCCGCUCGCCGCCGCGAGCGCCAGCAGCUCACCGGCUCCGCCUCGUCUUCCCCGGCAACCGCCUCCGCCGCGGCCGCCUCCAAGAAGCCCCGCCUUCUCACCUCCCAAACCACGACGUCGCACACCUCCACCUCCAACGCCACCACGCCCCGCAGCUUCGACACCACCUCCAGCCAUCAAGACGCGUCGUUUAGGGAGAGCUUGCCAAGGCAGGUGCGCGCGCCGGCGGUGUUCAGGUGCGUGCGCGUGACGUCCAUCGACGACGGCGAGGACGAGUACGCGUACCAGGCGACGGUGACCAUCAACGGGCACGUGUUCAAGGGGUUCCUGUACGACCAGGGAGUCGACGACGGCCGCGGCCUCGCCGCCACGAGCAAUGACGACUCGACGGCCGGCGGCGUGCCCAACAUCUCCGAGCUCCACCUCGGCGGGGCCUCCAUUUCCGGCAAUGCCAUGAGAGAAGGCGGCUCCUCCAUGGUGCACUCGGACUUGUACGGCGGCGGCGGCGGCAGCGGCGGAGGCCCGCACAUUCUCGGCGGAUCGAGCUAUGGUAACACCAUGAACUGAGCUUCUUAUAGAAGAGUAAGGUUAUUACACCAAUUACUGCCAUUCUUUUUCUCUCGUCGUUCUUGCCCCGUACCACCACGAAGGGGCAUCAACGCAUGCUGUUUGUUCUACUACUCAUAUCUUCGGUGGUGUUAGUGUUAUCGUUGUUGUAGUAUAAUAACAUCGGAGAAUUGUUGUUAGCUUGUACUACUACCUUAGCAGUAGCUGUUCUUUUUUCAUUUUUUCUCUUUCCAUUGGAGUAGAGAUUAAUAAUUGUUAGGAAGAAUUCCAAAGAAGAUAAUGCAAGAUUAAAUCAGUAAGCAUAAGAAAGUAUUAUAAUUGCCUUUCGGUUCUU